Molecule: messenger RNA, 3605 nt
Organism: Trichosurus vulpecula (common brushtail)
Lineage: Eukaryota; Metazoa; Chordata; Mammalia; Diprotodontia; Phalangeridae
Exons: 2
Coding region: 114-1136 (340 amino acids)
Molecular function (GO): RNA-DNA hybrid ribonuclease activity; nucleic acid binding
Source: RefSeq, a predicted model, not a curated record
UUACCCAGAAGAAGUACACAUUUGAAUGGGGGGAAGCAGAAUCGAAAGCUUUUGAGGAAGCCAAAAUAGCCAUUCAAACUGCCCUGGAUCUUUGGCCUGUACAGCCAGGGCCAAUGGAAUUGCAAGUUACAGUCUUACAUGGAUAUGCUGAUUGGAGUUUAUGGCAAAAACAACAGGGCAGGAAUGUUCCUUUAGGGUUUUGGUCGCGGAAACUGCCACCUGCUGGCCAAAAUUACACUCCCUUUGAACAACAAUUAUUGGCCGCAUAUUGGGCACUGGUAGAAACAGAACACUUAACUUUAAAUCAUGAAGUUAUAUUGAGGCCAGCCGUACCCAUUAUGAGUUGGAUAAUGGGGACCCCUGCCUCACAUAAAAUAGGACAUGCUCAAGAAUCAUCAAUUAUUAAAUGGAAGUGGUAUUUGCAAAAUAGAGUUAAGACAGGCAGGCCAGGUGUUUCCGCAUUACAUGAGAAGGUGUUAGAAUUACCAAAACAUUCAAAUGAUAUCAACAUACCUAAAACUUAUGAACAAUCGCCUGUCUCUUGGAACAGCGGGUAUGAUUCGCUAUCCCCUGAACAAAAGAAUCAUGCUUGGUUUACGGAUGGGUCGGCCAAAUAUAUAGGAUCCAAAAGGUGUUGGAAAGCUGUAGCCUAUAAUCCUUCAUGCAAUACUAUUCUGGAAAGCUCUGGUGAAGGUCGGAGCAGCCAAUGGGCCGAGUUAGUAGCUGUCUAUCAAGUAAUUCAAAAGGAACAAGGUGGUCAAUGUCAUAUAUAUACUGAUUCCUGGGCUGUAGCCAAUGGCCUAGUAGUUUGGAUGCCAAUUUGGAAAAAACAUGAAUGGAAAAUCAGAGACAAAGAUGUAUGGGGGAAGGAACUAUGGGAACAAAUAUGGGAAUGGUGUCAAUGUACUAACGUAUCUGUGUUUCAUGUAGAUGCCCAUGUAAAUCAAGAUUCUGUGGAACGUGAGUAUAAUGCUCGUGCUGAUGAAUUGUCCAAACUUCAAGGAAAAGCUCUAAAGGUUACCCCCAGAGAGGAGGAAAGCGAUAAACAAUUAGGAAAAUGGGUCCAUAUCACCGCAGGACAUCUUGGCGCUCUUGCAUCUUACAGUGUUUUACAGUGUUUGCCUGUUGCAUGCUGAUUGAAACAUGGACGCCGGGGUCCCUGAUACGACCGCGUGGGUCUCAAAUUCGUUUAAGAUAGAGAAAUCAUACAGUUGACCGGCACCAGGAUGAAUUCACCUGUCCAGCUAAUGAAAACUGCAAUGUAGCUAAUUGGACUGUGUAUAAUGGCACUUUUUAUAGAGCCCCCGUGCCUGUCUAUGCCCUCUUGAAGGGGGCUUACCCUUUGAAUUUGACUAUAAGCACUUUGGUAAAUAUUACAUGCUGUAUAACCACUUUUAAUUUCACCACCCCAGAAUCAAGGUUUGGGCCUCUAUGGAUUCGGAUACGGGAACGCUGCAACACCUGGAACAUAUCUAAUCCCUCGGAAAAUUUAGAGUUGAAUGUCACAGGCCCCCAGCAGUAUUUAUUAUGUACUAAUGCCACUGUUAUUGCCAAUCGGACUACUUGGGCACAACACCUCUUGUUGUCUCCCGUUUCUACUCCUACCUUCCAGAGUCCCCUGGAAUAGUUCGUGUUCCCAAAUCAUGUAUUAAUGCUUCUAUCUCACAACACAAAAUAGUGUUUCACUAUAAUGUGACUUUUCCCCCUUUAGCAAAUUGUGUUAGAAGAAAGAGGGCCUGGUAUGAUACAUUGCUUGGUAGUGCGGGAACUGGUUUGGGUAUAGUUAAUUCUGUAGACCUUGAGGCCUUGGCCAGCAGACUGCGCAGUGCUGGACAAGAUGUUUCUCAAGCUUUGACUGUAAAUGCACAAUGGUUACCCACAAGGAUCCUGCCACACCAAAAUACACUACAGUACCAAAACCAAUUUUUGCAAGUCUUCAAUGAUAGUACCCUUGUUAAUUUAGACCUUAUGGAAAACAUUAGUAUGUUAUUUAAUUGGACUAAAUGUUCUUUACAAAACCUAUAUACCCUCAUACAAAAGGAAAAUGCCCAAAGAUUACUACAGGAAGGUAACACUCAAAUAUGGAACAAUAUACUUGACUUGUCAAAAGUAUGGAGAAAGCCAAAACCUGAAAAUAUCGAAUGCACCCCGUAUUGGUGCACUGGGACCAUUGUACUCUACCGAGUUAAAACCUGGACUGUCAUGUGUCAAUUUCAUGUAAUACCUUUUGUCUUAUACAAAUAUUUUGCUUUACCUCAUAUCUAUGGAAACUAUAUAGAUUGGUAUAAUGUAACUCAUACUUUAUCUGAUUGUAUUGUAACUGAUGGAGGGAUAGUUUGUGGGAUGAUGACUCGGCAGAUGGAACCCUGCCUUCUCUCACAUUCAUCCAAUCUGUGCGAUCUGACUCUAUUUCCAGUGAAUAACUUUUCUAUGAUAUAUGAAGUAUCUACCCAACACAUUUGUAUAGCCUCCAAUAAUCACACUGAUCUUCUAUCUGUAGAUGUUACUGCUAUUCCAUUUUCCGGUUGUCUAUCUAAUGUGUCCUUCCUAUGUUGGCGAGGAAAUAAUUUCUAUUUUUCACCCGACACUGAUAUAGUUACAAACUUUGCUUGGGUACCCCAGUCUUUGCCUCUACCCCAUGUGUCUCUAUCCUUAUAUCCCCUUAUAAAUAUCUUGAAUCAGUCAGCUGAAAUCAAAAAGUUAUUAGAGUCCAACCAACGCGCGUUAAAUGAACAUCGAAUACGGACUCUUAUAACCGCUGGAAGACUAGUUGAAGCUUCACAUUUAGUGACCUCAGAUACUAAUCAUCAUUGGUAUGAUUUUCUUUUUAAAUCUUCUACUGCUGCUAUGUAUUUUAAUUCCUUGGCUAUUCCCAUACUAAUACUUGCUUUGUUCUUUUUAUGUCUUUGUAUAUGCAAUUAUUAUAUGUAUAUCAAAAUAGCCACUAUAUACACUCACGUCACACCUUUGCCCUUCACCUAUUAUUCUCAUGAUCUUAAGGCCAAAUGAAAUGGAAAUUGAAAAUUCCCCUUUAAAUUAAUAAGAUCAUUCACAUAAAUAGGUUCAGUUCAACUCCCGGCCAUAACCGUUCUAUAACCCCUGAGUGUUCUUGGCUUAACAUUCCAGGAACUAGCCAUUCCUAGGUCACCUCGACCCAGAGGGUUGGCUUCCCUCCCUGCGAAACGUGAUGUUAUUAAGGAAAACAAGUACCAAGCCUCAGGCGGAUGGGACGUGGCUGGGCCAGAUGUGUACUGAACAAACCAUGAAUUGCGCACUCGCCAAAAAACCUCUUGGCUCCAAGCCUUCUUUGUUUAGAACAGUAUAAAAAAAUCUACGUCCUGUAAGCCCGCUGAGCCUCACCCCCGGGAAGGACGCUUCGCCCGGGAAAACUCUUUACACAAUUCAAGUUUGCAUGGGCUGUAACGGGGCUCCCAGCCGCUGAUCUACCUUGGAGGUUCCCUUGAAUUGGUGAUGUAUUCUCUUUCUUUACCGAUUAUCUUGAUUGGUGUUGUGUUAUUGGUUAUUCUCAUUAUUGUAUGUUUUCUAUGCAAAUUUAAGCUAUCUGUGCCUUGCCUUUUCUAAAUAAAUUUCCAUUUUCUAUUUUC